GUCAUUAUUAAGUACAAAUGAAGUCGUUGAGGGAAGGGAAGAAAGAAGCAUUUAUUAUGAAUGAGAAUGAAAAUGAAAUCCAAAGACUAAAACCAAUGCAGAGUUAAUAAUUCAUGCAUUGGCUUUGCUUGGGUUUUCGUUUUCAUGCUAUAUAACACCGUUUUCUGCCUGCAAUUGCUCUCUCAUUUCAAUUCCAAUUCCGCAUUCACAAUCUCGCAUCUCUCUCUUUUCUUGCUUCUAAACCCAAGCCUCUCUUACCUUUCUUGCUUCCUUCACUCUCCGGGUGUUUCCUGCGCCAUUUGAAAUUUGCAGGAAACGUUCAUUGAUCGAUUGUAAUGGCGAGUGAGUCGCAAAAUUGGGUGGUGAUGGUGACGGCGCAGACGCCAACUAACAUUGCUGUUAUCAAGUAUUGGGGGAAAAGAGAUGAAACCCUGAUCUUACCGGUUAAUGAUAGUAUCAGUGUCACUCUCGAUCCCGCUCACCUCUGCACUACCACCACUGUUGCUGUUAGUCCCACUUUCCAGCAGGAUCGCAUGUGGCUCAAUGGCAAGGAGAUUUCUCUUUCUGGGGGCAGGUUCCAGAACUGUUUACGGGAGAUUCGCACUCGCGCUUGUGAUGUAGAGGAUGAGAAAAAGGGUAUUAAGAUCAAAAAGGAGGAUUGGAGCAAACUGCAUGUCCACAUUGCUUCAUACAACAAUUUCCCUACUGCGGCAGGGCUGGCUUCGUCAGCUGCGGGUUUUGCCUGCCUAGCUUAUGCCCUCGGGAAGCUAAUGAAUGUCAAAGAGGAUGAAAGUCAGCUAUCUGCUAUUGCAAGGCAAGGAUCAGGUAGUGCUUGUCGCAGCUUAUUUGGGGGAUUUGUGAAGUGGGUAAUGGGAAAAGAGGAUAAUGGAAGUGAUAGUCUCGCAGUUCAACUUGCCGACGAAAAACACUGGGAUGAUCUUGUCAUUGUAAUUGCUGUGGUUAGUUCUCGGCAGAAGGAAACAAGUAGCACCUCUGGAAUGCGUGAGAGUGUUGAAACAAGUUUACUUUUACAACACAGGGCAAAGGAAAUUGUGCCAAAGCGGAUACUGCAAAUGGAAGAAGCCAUUAAAAAUCGUGAUUUUGCAUCUUUCUCACGAUUGGCCUGUGCGGAUAGCAACCAGUUUCAUGCAGUCUGUCUGGAUACAUCCCCCCCUAUAUUUUACAUGAAUGAUACAUCCCACAGAAUAAUCAGCAUCGCUGAAAAGUGGAACCGUUCAGAAGAAGCUCCCCAGGUAGCUUAUACGUUUGAUGCGGGGCCAAAUGCUGUUCUGAUCGCACGUGACAGGAAAACUGCUACCCUUUUGGUUCAGAGGCUGCUUUAUUACUUCCCUCCGAAUUCAGAUGACCUCGACAGUUACAUUAUUGGAGACAAGUCAAUUGCAAAAGAUGCUGGAAUCAACGGAAUAAAGGAUGUGGAAGCUUUGCCACCUCCUCCAGAAAUUAAAGAUAACAUUCCAUCACAAAAAUACAAGGGGGAUAUCAGUUACUUCAUAUGUACCAGACCUGGAACGGGACCUGUUUUGCUUUCUGAUAGUAGUCAAGCACUUCUUAACGAGGAAACUGGGCUUCCAAAGUAAGUUUAUGGAAGGUAUUGUCGUGAUUAAUCUAUUCUUCGUUGGGCUUCACUAGCAGCAGGGUUUAUGAGCCCUAAAUAUUGUGACUGGAGGACCCUUUCAAGGAAGUCCCUGCACCCAUGGCAUAAUGAUUCGCUCAUUCCAAUUCGCAGUUUUUUUAUUUGGUUAUCCGUUGUUCUUGUUUCAGAUAUAGUUUAGGCUAUUUUUAUGGAGAAAAUAAGUCUCUUUCCGUUUCUGUAUUGACGUGAGCUUGUAAGUUAAAACUUGUUUGUUUUUUCUGCGAUCAAUUUCCCUAUUUUUCUAUAUUUAUUCCAUUGUACCUCUGCUUAAGAAGUUUCUUGUUCACCAUAUGGACCCCUCACCCGUAACAUUUUGUUCAAGCCAGCCAAACAGACAUUGCAGCAUUGUAACUUGAUUUCAAUGCUUAGUGCACUUUUCUGUAUAACAGAAA
This is a messenger RNA of Vigna unguiculata (cowpea), 2046 nucleotides long. Its product is annotated as GHMP kinase family protein. The record is from RefSeq and is a predicted model, not a curated record. Gene Ontology annotation, cellular component: cytosol. Lineage: Eukaryota; Viridiplantae; Streptophyta; Magnoliopsida; Fabales; Fabaceae. Gene Ontology annotation, molecular function: diphosphomevalonate decarboxylase activity. Gene Ontology annotation, biological process: isoprenoid biosynthetic process; isopentenyl diphosphate biosynthetic process, mevalonate pathway.